AUGGAUGAUAAAAAACUUAAGACUGAAGGAGCACCAGCUAGCCUUCGGCCGGGCCUCGUAGAGGCUCAACAAGUGAUUUCAACAAUUAAAAUAAGACAAAACCAAAUAAGACCCAAGGCGUAUCGCAGCUGGAAAAAAAAACUUGCUGAACACAACAGAAGAGUGAGAGAGGAAAGGAAGAGGAAGAAAGGAGGUUCAAAGCAACCCGAAGAUCCUAAGGAUCCAGGCCCAGAGGGGCAAGCACCACAUGUAAUGUCUGAUAAUAAGCUUGUGGAAACAUUGACCGAUUCAGCUACAUUGACUGGAUUGGCUUCUGGACUUGAAUGGGUUGCAAAGAAAGUCAUUAAAGAACCCUUGACUUUUGGUUUUAGUUCAAAUCUCAUGAACUAUGUGAAGUUCACCAUCAUGUUAAACUCUGGACAAUGGAGCAUAGUUACUCAAGACGGGAAUGGUGAACCUGACGAGUGUAGCUUGCAAGUAGGUGGACACCACAUGAGGAAAAAACCUACAGAAGGUGGAGUGGACUACAACACACAACCUGAGGUGGAAGACCACGAUUCUGUCUUUGAAAACCGUAAGGACUCUUCAACUCCUCAGCCAGGUCCCAAAAAAGAGGAGGACAAGGUAAUUUAUCAUGAACCAACGAAUAACAAUUGGACACCUAGUCGAGAAUUGGAACAGGAUGAAAAACCACCUCUGGAGGAGUUGGAUUGUGACCUAUCCAAGAAUGGAGCACAAAUGUACAGUGAGGGAGGAGUCCUUUCAGGUGGUUGUAUUGAAUACGUAACCAACAAUUUCAGAGUGGACCCCCAAACUAUGCAGGGACCGUUAAUACUAAUUCUACCGAAAGAUGUGGUUGAUGAAACACCUCGUUCUGAAAUACGUUGUAAAUUCAACUUUGACCCUCAAGCAAGAAGAGAGGCCGAAAACUUGUUAACAAAGAACCAGAAGAGUCUCGAUCUGAAGCGUGAAGAAUUCAGAGAGAGCGUGCAGAUGAAGGUGACCCAGCUUGAGAGGGAUCAGAUAGAAUUGUAUGACCUUAAGGAGAAAGCGAGGAACAGUACAACCCAGCAACAACCACAAAUGGAAGAUCACGAUAAAGUAAAAAUGGGUAAGAUUGUAGGAAAGUGCGACGCACAGGGGAAAGACACAGAUCAUCUCGAAACAAAAACCGAGAAGUCAGUGCACCCCGGAUCUCAGUUGGAAGAGAGCGAUGAUCUCAGAAAUAAGAUGGGGAAGGCAUUGCUUCAGAAAAGGAAAAGAAGAGAAAAUGAACAACUAGCAGAGGUGAUUGAGCGAAUCAUCGCAGAGAAAGUGGAAGAGAAAGUAACCCAGAGCAAAUCACAAUCAGAGGAGUACGAUCAACUCAGGCAACAGAUGGAAAAUGAGUUACGCCGGUGUGAGUUGCAAUCGGAAGAAUUCGGUCGUCUGAAAAGGGAGGUGCAGGAUAAUCUAUUGAAGAGCGAGUCACAAUUGAAAGAAAACGGUCGUCUUAAACAGCAGCUAGAGCAGAAGAUACACGAUAGCGAGGCACAAAUGGAAGAAAACGCUCAGCUCAGAGGAAAGAUGGAGGAGAAAAUAUACCAGUGCGAGUCCCUGCUGGAAGAAAACGGUCGUCUGAAAGAGCAGAUAGAGGAGAAGAUGCACCAGACUGAGUCUGAGAGGGACGCAAACGGUCGUCUUAAACAGCAGUUAGAGCAGAAGAUACACGAUAGCGAGGCACAAAUGGAAGAAAACGCUCAGCUCAUAGGAAAGAUGGAGGAUAAAAUAUACCAGUGUGAGUCCCUGCUGGAAGAAAACGGUCGUCUGAAAGCGCAGAUAGAGGAGAAGAUGCACCAGACUGAGUCUGAGUCGGACGCCAACGGUCGUCUUAAACAGCAGUUAGAGCAGAAUAUACACGAUAGCGAGGCACAAAUGGAAGAAAACGCUCAGCUCAUAGGAAAGAUGGAGGAUAAAAUAUACCAGUGUGAGUCCCUGCUGGAAGAAAACGGUCGUCUGAAAGAGCAGAUAAAAGAGAAGAUGCGCCAGAGUGUGUCUGAGUCGGACGCAAAUGGUCGUCUUAAACAGCAGUUGGAGCAGAAGAUACACGAAAGCGGGGCACAAAUAGAAGAAAACGCUCAGCUUAUGGGAAAGAUGGAGGAGAAAAUAUACCAGUGCGAGUCCCUACUGGAAGAAAACGGUCGUCUGAAAGAGCUGAUAGAGGAGACGAUGCGUCAGAGGGAGUCUGAGUCGGACGCGAACGGUCGUCUUAAACAGCAGUUAGAACAGAAGAUACACGAUAGCGAGGCACAAAUGGAAGAAAACGCUCAGCUUAUAGGAAAGAUGAAGGAUAAAAUAUACCAGUGCGAGUCCCUGCUGAAAGAAAACGGUCAUCUGAAAGAACAGAUAAAAGAGAAGAUACGCCAGAGUGUGUCUGAGUCAGACGCAAACGGUCGUCUUAAACAGCAGUUAGAGCAGGAGAUACACGAGAGCAAGGCACAAAUAGAAGAAAAUGCUCAGCUCAGGGGAAAGAUGGAGGAUAAAAUAUACCAGUGCGAGUCCCUGCUGGAAGGAAACGGUCGUCUGAAAGAGCAGAUAGAGGAGAAGAUGCACCAGACUGAGUCUGAGUCGGACGCCAACGGUCGUCUUAAACAGCAGUUAGAGCAGAAUAUACACGAUAGCGAGGCACAAAUGGAAGAAAACGCUCAGCUCAUAGGAAAGAUGGAGGAUAAAAUAUACCAGUGUGAGUCCCUGCUGGAAGAAAACGGUCGUCUGAAAGAGCAGAUAAAAGAGAAGAUACGCCAGAGGGAGUCUGAGUCAGACGCAAACGGUCGUCUUAAGCAGCAGUUAGAGCAGAAGAUACACGAUAGCGAGGCACAAAUAGAAGAAAGCGCUCAGCUCAGAGGAAAGAUGGAGGAUAAGAUAUACUGGAGCGAGUCCCUGCUGCAAGAAAACAGUCUUCUAAAAGAGCAGAUAGAGGAGAGGAUGCGCCAGACUGAGUCUAAGUCGGACGCAAACGGUCGUCUUGAACAGCAGUUACGGGAGAAGAUACACGAGAGCAAGGCACAAAUGGAACUAAACGCUCAGCUCAGGGGAAAGAUGGAGGAGAAAAUAUACCAGUGCGAGUCCCUGCUGGAAAGAAACGGUCGGGUUAAAGAGCAGAUAGUAGUGAGGAUAUGCCAGAGUGAGUCUGAGUCGGACGCAAAUGGUCGUCUUAAACAGCAGUCAGAGCAGAAGAUUCACGAUAGCGAGGCACAAAUGGAAGAAUAUGCUCAGCUCAGAGGAAAGAUGAAGGAGAAAGUACACUGGAGCGAGUCCCUGCUGGUCGAAAACAGUCGUCUGAAAGAUGAAAUAGAAGACAAGAUGCGCCAGAGUGUGUCUGAGUCGGACGCAAACGGUCGUCUUAAACAGCAGUUAUGGGAGAAGAUACACGAGAGCAAGGCACAAAUAGAAGAAAACGCGCAGCUCAGGGGAAAGAUGGAGAAAAUAUACCAAUGCGAGUCCCUGCUUGAAGAUAACGGUCGUCUUAAAGAGCAGAUAGAGGUAAGGAUAUGCCAGAGUAAGUCUGAGUCGGACGCAAACGGUCGUCUUAAACAGUUAGAGCAGAAGAUCCAUGACAGAGAGGCUCAAAUGGAAGAAAACGCUCAGCUCAUAGGAAACAUGGAGGAAAAAAUUUACUGGUGCAAGUCCCUCCUGGAAGAAAACGGUCGUCUGAAAGAUCAGAUAGAGGAGAAGAUUAGCCAGAAGCAGAUAGAGGAGAAGAUGCACCAGAGGGAGUCUGAGUCGGACGCAAACGGUCGUCUUAAACAGCAGUUAGAGCAGAAGAUACACGAUAGCGAGGCACAAAUGGAAGAAAACCGACAGCUCAGAGGAAAGAUGGAGGAGAAAAUAUACCAGUGCGAGUCCCUGCUGGAAGAAAACGGUCGUCUGAAAGAUCAGAUAGAGGAGAAGAUUCGCCAGAGUGAGUCUGAGUCGGACGCACAUGGUCGUCUUAAACAGCAGUUAGAGCAGAAGAUACGAGAAAGCGAGGCACAAAUGGAAGAAAACGCUCAGCUCAGAGGAAAGAUGGAGGAGAAAAUAUACCAGUGCGAGUCCCUGCUGGGAGAAAACGGUCGUCUGAAAGAGCAGAUAGAGGAGAACAUACGCCAGAGUGAGUCUGAGUCGGACACAAAUGGUCGUCUUAAACAGCAUUUAGAGCAGAAGAUACACGAUAGCGAGGCACAAAUGAAAGAAAACGCUCAGCUCAGAGGAAAGAUGGAGGAGAAAAUAUACCAGUGCGAGUCCCUGCUGGAAGGAAACGGUCGUUUUAAACAGCAGUUAGAGCAGAAGAUACACGAGAGCGAGGCACAAAUGAAAGAAAACGCUCAGCUCAGAGGAAAGAUGGAGGAGAAAAUAUACCAGUGCGAGUCCCUGCUGGAAGAAAACGGUCGUCUUCAUCAGCAAAUUGAGGAGAGGACUCGCCAGAGUGAGUCUGAAUCGGAUGCGAACGGUCGUCUUAAACAGCAGUUGGAGCAGAAGAUGCACCAGAGUGAGUCUGAAUUUGAAGAAAGCCAUCGUCUCAAACAGCAGAUGGAGGAAAACGUACACCGGAGUGAGUCUCAGUUAGAGGAAAACAAUCGUCUUAAGCAGGAAUUAGAGCGGAUAUUACACCAAAGCGUGUUCCAGUUGCAGGAAAACGAUCGCCUUAAACAGCAGAUGGAACAGAAGAUACACCAGAGCGGGGAUGUAUACAACGUCAAAAACUUACGUCAAAUGGUCAUUAAACAUGUCGACAAACUGCGCAAUCUUUCUCGCGGUCUUGGCGACCUUAAUCAAAGGUUCCAACGGAGUGACGCACAGUUAAAUGGAAAGGUUGUUGAGUUAGAGCGAGUGAUUAAUGAUCUACGUGUGAAAUUUAACGUUAACUGUGGACCUAUUGUGCCAGGCACUCCCUAA
Molecule: messenger RNA, 4914 nt
Organism: Pocillopora verrucosa
Lineage: Eukaryota; Metazoa; Cnidaria; Anthozoa; Scleractinia; Pocilloporidae
Source: RefSeq, a predicted model, not a curated record